AUGCAGCUUGAGCCAUAUCGCUUGACGGCAUCCGAGACCCUAGAAAAGGUCCGCGCCGGCGAGCUCACAGUGGAGAGAUAUGCGCAGUCGCUGCUCGACAGGAUCAAAGACCGCGACGAUGCCGUGCAAGCCUGGGCGUACCUAGAGCCCGAGCAGGUCCUAUCCCAAGCCCGGGAUCUGGACCGCAUCCCCCCCGAGAGCCGCGGCCCGCUGCACGGCGUGGCCAUCGGCGUCAAAGACAUCUUCUACACCAAGGACAUGCCCACGCAGCACAACUCGCCCAUCUACGCCAACGACGCGCCGGCCGUCGACUCGGGCCCCGUCGCCAUCCUCCGCCAGGCCGGAGCCCUCAUCGUCGGCAAGACCACCACCACCGAGUUCGCCGCCACCGUCGCCGGCACCAAGACCCGCAACCCGCACGACCCCGCCCGCACCCCCGGCGGCUCGUCCUCGGGCAGCGGCGCCGCCGUCGGCGACAUGCAGGCCGCGCUCGCCCUCGGCACCCAGACCGGCGGGAGCACCAUCCGCCCGGGCUCCUUCAACGGCAUCUACGCCUACAAGCCCACCUGGAACGCCGUCAGCCGCGAGGGCCAAAAGAUCUACUCGCUGAUCCUCGACACCCUCGGCGUCUACGCGCGCUGCGUCGCCGACCUGCAGCUCCUGGCCGACGUGCUCGGCAUCCGUGACGACGACGAUCCCCGGCCUCCCUUUGCCGGCGUCCAGGGCGCCAGGUUCGCCAUCCUCAAGACCGUCGUCUGGCCGCAGGCCGGCCCGGGGACCCAGGCCGCCAUGCAAAAGGCCGCAGACCUGCUCCGGGCGCACGGCGCAGCCGCCGUCGACGAGAUAUCGCUGCCGGCGGACCUGGACGCGCUGCCCGAGUGGCACCGCGUCGUCAUCACCAGCGACGGGCGCAGCGCGUUCCGGCCCGAGUACGCGGGGGCGCGGGACCAGCUGUCGCCCUACCUGGUCGAUCAGGUCGAGAACGCGGCGGCCAUCACGAGGCGGCAGCAGCUGGCGGCCUUUGACGCCAUCGCGGCGGCCAGGCCGCGCGUCGAUGAGAUUCUUGCAGGGUACGACGCCGUCGUCGUGCCGAGCGUGCCGGACGAGGCGCCGACGGGGCUGGAGAGCACCGGCAGCGCGGCCUUUUGCGUCAUCUGGACGGCGCUGCACACGCCCGUGGUCAAUAUCCCGGGCUUCAUGGGGGAGAAUGGUAUGCCCAUUGGGUUGUCGCUGGUUGCUCCUCGUUACCAGGACAGGCGGCUGCUGUCGGUGUGUGAGGCGGUUGGUAGGAUAUUUGAGGCCGAGGGAGGGUGGAAGUCUGGAUUAUGA
This is a messenger RNA of Pyricularia oryzae 70-15, 1329 nucleotides long. RefSeq names its product glutamyl-tRNA(Gln) amidotransferase subunit A. The record is from RefSeq and is a predicted model, not a curated record. Gene Ontology annotation, molecular function: catalytic activity. The transcript has a single exon. Bases 1 to 1329 code for a protein of 442 amino acids. Lineage: Eukaryota; Fungi; Ascomycota; Sordariomycetes; Magnaporthales; Pyriculariaceae.